Messenger RNA from Apus apus (common swift), 2044 nucleotides. Its product is annotated as ATP-sensitive inward rectifier potassium channel 12. The record is from RefSeq and is a predicted model, not a curated record. NCBI's taxonomy places the organism in Eukaryota, Metazoa, Chordata, Aves, Apodiformes, Apodidae. Gene Ontology annotation, cellular component: plasma membrane. The transcript is spliced from 2 exons. Gene Ontology annotation, molecular function: inward rectifier potassium channel activity. The coding region runs from base 754 to 2043 and encodes 429 amino acids. Gene Ontology annotation, biological process: potassium ion import across plasma membrane; regulation of monoatomic ion transmembrane transport.
AAAAAAGAAAACCAACCCACACCAACCAACCCACCCACCCUCCACGCUGAGGCUGAAGCAGGCAGGUCCCUGCCAACUCCACAGCGCAGGGAGCAGGGAAGAAGUCCACCCUCCCCGGGCAGGAGCGGAGUUGAGCCCGAAGGAUAUUUGAUGACACUUCGGCGACGAUGGGUCCCCCAGCAUCUUCCAGAGCCCAUUUGAGGGUGAAGGCUCUGAAAGCACAGAGGGAGUUUGAAGCUAAAUUCACCUGAGUCUGGAUCUCUUGGUCGCUGGGAUUUAUCUAUUUUUUUUAUUAUUAUUUUUCUCCAAGGGGGUGGCAGGAAGAAACCAAACCAAGAAAAAAAACCUGUUUUGUUUUUUUGGUUGUUUUUUUUUAAAUCUCCCUCUUUUAAAUUUUUGUUUGUUUGUUUCUUUUGGAAGAAGCUAUAUCUUUUUUUUCCCCUGUGGUUGGAAUGGAGGGGUUGGGUCUGUGCCUAAGAAGCAGCAGCCAAACGUCGGUCCUGGGAGAAAGCCGAGUGGAUCUGGGGUCCCCCGCCAGCUAACUCUCCAGGACCCACAUCCCCACGGCCCAGGGGGAGGGCUGGAUGCAGUGAGAGAACCUCUCACGGGAUCUGCGUGGUGAUCUGUGGCCAAGACGUGGAAGCUUGGGACUUCUCUUCCACUGCAACAGAAUUUGGGGGGAGGGCAGGGGUGGGCCAGGGGGACCCCAGGAGUCAGAAGACCCUUCACCUUCACUGUGGGCUUGGCUCAGGGAUGACUGCAGGUAGAGUCAACCCUUACAGCAUCGUGUCCUCUGAGGAAGACGGGCUGAGGUUGACCACCAUGCCAGGUAUCAACGGCUUUGGCAAUGGGAAAAUCCACACCAGGAGGAAAUGCAGGAACAGAUUUGUAAAGAAGAACGGUCAGUGCAAUGUGGAGUUCACCAACAUGGAUGACAAGCCCCAGAGGUACAUUGCAGACAUGUUCACCACGUGCGUUGACAUCCGCUGGAGGUAUAUGCUCUUGCUCUUUUCCCUGGCAUUUCUGGUGUCCUGGUUACUGUUUGGACUGAUUUUCUGGCUAAUUGCACUCAUUCACGGAGACCUAGAAAACCCAGGUGGAGAUGAUAGCUUCAAACCUUGUGUUCUGCAGGUCAAUGGCUUUGUGGCUGCUUUUCUGUUCUCCAUUGAGACCCAAACAACUAUUGGUUACGGCUUCCGCUGCGUGACGGAGGAGUGUCCACUCGCCGUCUUCAUGGUGGUGGUUCAGUCCAUCGUGGGCUGCAUAAUUGACUCAUUCAUGAUUGGUGCAAUAAUGGCAAAGAUGGCCAGGCCCAAAAAACGGGCCCAGACAUUACUUUUCAGCCAUAAUGCAGUAGUGGCAAUGAGAGAUGGGAAACUCUGCCUGAUGUGGAGAGUUGGGAACCUCCGCAAAAGCCACAUAGUAGAAGCUCACGUACGAGCUCAGCUAAUUAAGCCCAGGAUCACAGAAGAAGGGGAGUACAUCCCGCUUGACCAAAUAGACAUCGACGUGGGGUUUGAUAAAGGCUUGGACCGUAUCUUCUUGGUGUCUCCCAUCACCAUUCUCCAUGAGAUCAAUGAAGACAGCCCCUUGUUUGGGAUCAGCCGCCAGGACUUGGAGACGGAUGACUUUGAGAUCGUGGUCAUCCUGGAAGGCAUGGUAGAAGCCACAGCUAUGACGACACAAGCUCGGAGCUCCUACCUGGCCAGCGAGAUCCUGUGGGGCCACCGCUUUGAGCCCGUCUUGUUCGAGGAGAAAAACCAGUACAAAGUAGACUAUUCCCACUUCCAUAAAACCUACGAGGUCCCGUCCACCCCCCGCUGCAGCGCCAAGGACUUGGUGGAGAACAAAUUCCUGCUGCCCAGCACCAACUCCUUCUGCUACGAGAACGAGCUGGCCUUCAUGAGCCGUGAUGAGGAAGAGGAAGACGACGACAGCCGGGGCUUGGAGGACCUGAGCCCGGACAACCGGCACGAGUUUGACCGGCUUCAAGCCACGAUAGCGUUGGAUCAGCGGUCGUACAGGAGGGAGUCGGAAAUAUGAC